GCGCACCGCCGCCCGGCUCCGCAGCACACGCCCCGCCCGAUCCCGAGCCAGAGCCCGAGCCGCUGCCGGCGCCAUGGCGGACCUGCACGCGCUGUCCGUGCUGUACGAGGAGAGCAACGACCUGCAGAUGGACGUGCUGGGCGGCGAGGGGGACCUGCCGCCGAUGGAGGUAGGCGGCCGGGGCCCGCCGCAGCCCGAGGAGGAAGGCCCGAUGGAGGAGGAGGGGGCGCAGGCCAUGGCGGCGGCGGGGGGCCGCGGCCUAGCAGGCCGGCCCGGCCCCGAGGAGCUGCCGGCCGUGUUCGCGGGCGCCGACUUCGAGGCGGAGGAGUUCGAUGACUGGGAGGACGACUACGACUACCCCGAGGAGGCGGCGCAGCGGCCGGGCUUCCGCGGCUCCGCGGCCCUGGACGAGGCCAACAAGAUGUUCCUGCGAACCUCCGGGGAGGCGGGCGCGGACGGCGGCUUCCAGGUGCAGUACGAGAAGACCCCGUUCGACCAGCUGGCCUUCAUCGAGGAGCUCUUCUCCCUGAUGGUGGUCAACCGUCUGACCGAGGAGCUCGGCUGCGACGAGAUCAUCGACAAAGAUUAGCUCCGUGCGGUUCCAGAGGAGGAGGAGACCCCUUGCGGGGAGGCCCAGCGUUCCACUGUCUCUCGGGUGUAUUCCACAUAGUUCCGUGCCAAUGAAACACUUGGUCUUCAAAGAAAAAAACAUUUUUUUUUUUUCCAGAAUAGAAUAGGGCAGUGACUGCACAGUGGUGAAAAAGGGGGGAAAAUAACUGGUGAAGAAAAAGGAUCUUAGGACUGUUGCAAACCUGUUUGUCCUGAAAUACCAUGGCUUUCUUUGACUUUGUGAUUGAUCCGGAUUCUCUUCUUUGCGUUGGGAAAAAAAAAAAAAAAAUGACUUCCACAUCCAACCCUAAGGAAUGGUUUUGCAAGAAUACAUCGUGACCAAGACGAACUGCUGGCCAGUGCAAGAGCACACUGAUGCUAAUGGCGUGAGGAAAAGGAAUGUAGCCAGCCAGCGUAGGACACCAGAUGUCUUCUGGGUGUAUUGGACAGAAAGCCUAUUGAGGAAACUGAAAAUUCCACUUUGUGAUCUAUUCAAGCUAUAGGAAUCAAAGGCUAAAUUUUUUUUUUUUUUUUAGUAGAUGAUAAUAAUCAGGUGAAUGUUCUUAGCAUCCCAGAAGAAAAAGCAAUCCCCAGGAGAAAAAGGUAUCAUGUGAACUUCAACUUCUUAAUCCUGUUCUAAGAGCAUCUGAAAUUUUAUUUGUACGUCUAUCUUGAUCAUUUAUAAAGCUGUUGUGAUCUGUAAUUCAAGAAAUUCAUUAUCUUGAUUGACCAUUAUUUUUAAAAGUAAAAAAAAAAUGAAAUCCUUAGUACAUUUUCAAAUGCAAACAUUAAAAUGUAUGUGAACGUAUCAAGAAAACUAUUUCUAAUAACCUCCAUAUCCUAGAGAAAUUGUAUUUUACCUUUAACUUUGCAGGGAAAAGACUGGUGGAACUUCAUCAUGGAAGAACUGUUAAGUGAAAGUUGUCAAGUGAAAGAAAGGCCCUACAUUUAAAAAGGACUCUGUGAACAGUUAUGCCGUCAACCUUUAAAGGUUUCAAACCUAUCCAGAAAUUUCUGAGGUUUCCCUCUGUCUCCUCCUCUAAUUAAGCUUGUUAUUGGUUAUGCACCAGCAUUUGAGAUAAUAAAAUUUCUUGUUCUGUGUA
Messenger RNA from Pipistrellus kuhlii (Kuhl's pipistrelle), 1712 nucleotides. RefSeq names its product EP300 interacting inhibitor of differentiation 1 (gene EID1). The record is from RefSeq and is a predicted model, not a curated record. The transcript has a single exon. Gene Ontology annotation, biological process: negative regulation of DNA-templated transcription. NCBI's taxonomy places the organism in Eukaryota, Metazoa, Chordata, Mammalia, Chiroptera, Vespertilionidae. Gene Ontology annotation, cellular component: nucleoplasm. Gene Ontology annotation, molecular function: transcription corepressor activity. The coding region runs from base 74 to 589 and encodes 171 amino acids.